CAUUCUGCAUACACUCUCACAAAGAAACUUUCACUAUAUUACAUUACUUAUUCACUAACUUUUCUCAUUCUUUAAUCAUCUUCUUUAUUAUCAUCAUCAUCAAACAUCAUUAUCUUAUUCAAGAUUUCUAUCUCUUCUCUCAUUUAACAUCUUCUAUCUGUUGUUCAUCUAUUACAUUAUAUGUGUUUCUGGUGAUGACUCUCUGUUCUCAUAACAAGCAUUCUCAUAGUGCUUAUAUCAGGCAGUUUGUUGACAGUAAGUGUAAU
Messenger RNA from Blastomyces gilchristii SLH14081, 266 nucleotides. RefSeq lists its product as uncharacterized. The annotation marks the transcript as partial. NCBI's taxonomy places the organism in Eukaryota, Fungi, Ascomycota, Eurotiomycetes, Onygenales, Ajellomycetaceae. The record is from RefSeq and is a predicted model, not a curated record. The transcript has a single exon.